UUCUAGGAUGCAAUAGUCAAGACAACCCGGAGUGUCCAUGUCCACCACAGCCUAGCUUAUUCCUUUGAGGUGUGGUAGAGGAGAGAUUCAGGCAAAAUCUCUGAUUGGCCGAUACAGGCCUCAGACAGCAGUCAACCAAUUGUGUGCCACCAGGAUACAGACUUAAGAUAAAGCUACUGGUAAAGGCUCUGCUGGUACCAGUGAGUAUUGCACCCUUCAGCCUGAGGCAGUGGAUGCUUGCCCAGGCAUUCAUGUAUAUAUGGACUGUCAGUUCUGCAUCAGUCUUAGUGUGCUGGGACAGAAGUGCUGAGAAAAACUAACCAGCCUUACGUUCUUGUACAAAUGGUUUGUCAACAAAUUCUCUUUUCAUCUGCUUAACCUUUUUUUCAUCAGAAAGGGAAGAUGCUCAGACUUCAAUAUUUUAAUGAUGAGUUUCAAGCAUUUGAUCAACUGGCUCUGACAAGACAGCAAACUGGAAAUCAGCAAACUUAAAACAAACAGGAAGAGAAACAUAAAAGAUGGUAAAGUUAUACACCCAGGAAUAGUGAAGCUGUUGUGGAUGGAGUGAAGUGCAUGUCCAUGACUGUCCUUACCUCUGAACUGAAACUUUACCUUGACUUGUGUUGUCAAGUUUUCACUUGAGAUUAUAAUAUAGUGUACAUCAGAGCUAUGGCAAUGAAAUAUGACAGAGAGGAACUCAUCGAGCAAACUGCAGAAUCAGGGGAUCCUAAUUCAUCAGCGCAGGAUGGUCGUGAUAUGAUGUACGACCAGUUCCCUGAGCAGUUAGGGAUCAAUACUAGCACCCUGGUGAGCACCACCAGCCAAGACAUUGUCCUCUAUUCCAUCUGCUGUGCCAUGGCUAUCACAAUUGUUGUGGGAACUAUAGGUAACCUGAUGGUGGUUUUAGCGGUACGCACAAACAGAAAACUACAGACAACUUCUAACGUCUUUGUCGUCAACCUAAGUAUCUGUGAUCUGCUGUUUGUGGCUGCUGUCCUUCCGUUUAAUAUCUACACCUACAUUUAUGAUGGCUGGUUUCUGAAUAAGAAUUUGUGCAAAUUCAUAGGUUUCCUAGGAUACACGCUAACAGGGACAACAAUCAUAACCAUAACAGUGAUAUCCUGGAAUCGCUACCAACUAGUGGUGAACCAUCAUACCUACAAGCAAACAUUCUCCAGAAGACGGAUAGUAUUCAUGCUGAUAGGGACAUGGGUUCUGCCAGUUGUGUGCCUCUUGCCUGCCAUUACUGAGAUAUGGGGACAGUUUGGUUAUGUUCCAAUGCUUGUGGCAUGUAAUUUGCUCCUGAACCACGAAAGUCAAUCUUUCAAGCUGUUUCUGUUGGUUGUAAGAGCAGGAUUCCCGUGCAUGAUUAUCAUCUAUCAUUACGCUCGAAUCUUUCUUAUCACUCGUGCUAGUCACAGACGUGUGCUAAGCAAAAUGGGACAAGACCAGGCAAUGACCUUCGACUUACACAAACAGAAGAAAGAACUUCACCUCACGAGAAUGAUGACCGUGAUUUUCGCUGUCUUUAUCCUAUCUUACUUUCCCUGUACUAUAACUGGAAUCAUUGACUGGAAUACUGUGCUCUCCAAGAGUUUCCACAUGAUAUGUGCUGGGACAGUAUAUGUUGGCAGCGCAGUGAACCCCUUGAUUUACGGACUAAUGAAUCGCCAAUUUCGACAGGCCUACUGCCAGCUACUCUCUUGUGGAACAGCCAAGACCAUGAAGUCUUUGAAAAGACAGCCAGAGUCGGAGAACAGGAAUAAAUCCAUCGGCCGUCGUAUCUCCUGUCCGGCCUCACUCACCGUCAUACACCAUCCAGCCUCCAGACAAGCUGGUUUUAAGACUAUCGUUCAUACACCUUUGCUUCAGGAUGAAUCAGAGAAAGAAUUCUCCGUUGGGAGUUCCGAAGACCCUUUUGUCGACAGGGAAAGCUUCAAUCUGGACAAAGAGGAAAAUUCCUCACCCUAUGAUCAGCCAAGAAAGAGAAGUUUAAUUCACAACAAUACAGAGCUCACUUUCCUUCAAGUACCACAAGGCUUUGUAUGAUCAACAACUUUUGUAAUAUUCUAUAUGUAUCAAACCACACAUCAAUGGACUGCUAUGUGUGCAUGGUUUUAGUUUAAUUGUAUCCAAAAUUCUAUACGACUGAUAAUAUAGAAUUGUUGUAUUUCAUACUAUAUAUAUAUAAAGACUGUCUAUGUACCGGUGUUAUCAAUGUGUUGCUAAAGUACAGAAUAAAUACAGAUUAUUCAUUGUUU
Liolophura sinensis is the source of this 2261-nucleotide messenger RNA. RefSeq names its product G-protein coupled receptor moody-like. Gene Ontology annotation, biological process: G protein-coupled receptor signaling pathway. Gene Ontology annotation, molecular function: G protein-coupled receptor activity. The coding region runs from base 670 to 2049 and encodes 459 amino acids. The record is from RefSeq and is a predicted model, not a curated record. The transcript has 3 exons. Gene Ontology annotation, cellular component: membrane. Lineage: Eukaryota; Metazoa; Mollusca; Polyplacophora; Chitonida; Chitonidae.